GGCCGCGUCUUCCCGGAGGCGGCUGCUGGAAGCCGCGGGGAGCAGCUGUGGUGCUCUGCCAUAUUGUGUCUCCCCCCCACUUGUCUGUCUCUCGCCACCCCGCCGCGGCGGCCGAGCUGACGCACUGUAAGAGUAAAUGGGUCCAGUAAUUGGAAUGACCUCAGAUAAAAGAGCUGAAACGCCAGGAGCUGAAAAAGUUUCAGGCUUAAGCCAGAUUUACAAGAUGGGAAGUUUGCCUGAAGCUGUAGAUGCUGCCAGGCCAAAGGCAACCCUAGUGGACAGUGAGGCAGCUGAUGAUGAACUGACAAACUUGAAUUGGCUUCAUGAAAGUACUAAUCUUCUAACAAACUUCAGCCUUGGAAAUGAGGGUCUUCCGAUUGUUAGUCCACUAUAUGACAUUGAGGGAGAUGACGUGCCAUCCUUUGGACCUUCUUGCUACCAGAACCCAGAAAAAAAAUCGGCAACCUCAAAGCCCCCAUACUCCUUCAGUCUUCUCAUUUAUAUGGCUAUUGAACACUCUCCAAAUAAAUGUUUGCCUGUCAAAGAAAUUUAUAACUGGAUUCUGGACCGCUUCCCAUAUUUUGCUACUGCACCAACAGGCUGGAAGAAUUCUGUUCGACAUAAUCUGUCCCUGAAUAAAUGUUUUCAGAAAGUGGAAAGAAGCCAUGGAAAGGUUAAUGGAAAAGGUUCCUUAUGGUGUGUUGAUCCAGAAUAUAAACCUAAUCUUAUGCAGGCACUGAAGAAGCAACCUUAUCCCUCAACACCAGUAUCUUACACUUCUCCUGCAUCUCCACAAAGUGAUUCUUUAUCGCCUCACUACUUAAACUCUGUACUCAAGCAGAACCAAGUGCAAACCCUCAAAGAAUCUGAUAUUGAUGCUGCCACUGCAAUGAUGCUGUUGAAUACGUCUAUAAAACAAGGAAUUUUAGAAUGUGAGAAACCACUUCCUCUUAAGACGUCACUGCAAAAGAAGAGGAGUUAUGGGAAAGCAUUUAAUCAUCCCAGUGUUAUACGAUUACAGGAGAGUGAUUCUUUAGCCACCAGCAUUGAUCCAAAAGAAGAUCACAAUUACAGUGCAAGUAGCAUGGCAGCACAGCGUUGUGCAUCCCGGUCUAGCGUAUCCUCCUUGUCAUCUGUGGAUGAGGUAUAUGAAUUUAUCCCAAAGAAUAGCCAUGUGGGAAGUGACGGCAGUGAAGGAUUUCACAGUGAAGAAGAUACAGACGUUGAUUACGAAGAUGAUCCUCUUAGAGACAGUGGCUUUGCAUCACAGCCUUGUGCAAAUACCUCUGGAAAAGGGCAACCAGGGAAAAAGAAGCGAGAGCAGUCGUGUCAAGAAAUUGAUGAGGAGCUCAAAGAGGCAGCUGGAUCUCUGCUCCACCUUGCAGGAAUCCGUACCUGUUUAGGCUCCCUGAUAAGUACUGCAAAGACACAAAAUCAAAAGCAGCGGAAAAAAUAGAAAUACUUGUUUUUGUAAAAAUUGUUUUCAAGUGUGGCAAUACUCUUCUACUUCAUUCUUUACAAGGGAUAUCAAAGCCAUAAUGGACCUUUAGUGUCAGGGUAGAAGAGGGAUGCUAAUUAUUUGUUUAUUUUCAAAUGUUUUGGGUUUUUUUUUUUUUCGUUUUUAUUACACAAUUGCUAUUAGGAUCAUGCCCAAUGCUAAAUACAUAAAUCCUAAAAGCAUAAUUUUUGUGAUUAAACUCUCAAAGAUUAGGGAAUUUUUAUAUAAGGAAAUUCUAAAAUUUUCAGCCACUGUCAUAAACUCAUGCUAAAAAUAUUUUCUUCUGUUAAGAUCUUAAAAUGUAAGAUUUGGUAGCUCUAUAAAACUUUUCAAAUUUUAUUUUUUUAGAU
This is a messenger RNA of Ochotona princeps (American pika), 1848 nucleotides long. It is a transcript of the gene FOXN2, whose product is annotated as forkhead box N2. Lineage: Eukaryota; Metazoa; Chordata; Mammalia; Lagomorpha; Ochotonidae. The transcript is spliced from 6 exons. Gene Ontology annotation, molecular function: cis-regulatory region sequence-specific DNA binding; DNA-binding transcription factor activity. Bases 137 to 1456 code for a protein of 439 amino acids. Gene Ontology annotation, biological process: regulation of DNA-templated transcription. The record is from RefSeq and is a predicted model, not a curated record. Gene Ontology annotation, cellular component: nucleus.